CAAAAUCAAUACCAAUAUGACUGUGGAAAGAUGGCACAAAGACUUAAAAUACAAUAGUGAUCUGCAAGGAAAAUGUGGAGGACGAUUGGACAAAGCUAUACACAGCUUAUUGAAAAAUUUAAGGCUAAAGGUAUUAAAUAGAUUGACUUCUAUUCAAAGAGGAAAACUAAAAAAAAAAAUGUGUGUAAUUAGAAAAAUGCAUAAAAUUGCUGAUAAACUGAAAGAACAUUUCCAAACAUUUAUUCAGUCAGAAAAUAUUUGGAUAAUCACAUCAUUGUCUGAAGUGGGAGAAACCUACAAAAUUACAAUAAAAAAUCUUGAUUCAGAACAUAAUUGCAAUUUGGCUUGCAACAUCUGUAAUAUAUGUCUGCAUAAAAUUACAUGCACAUGCCCAAAUUAUACUAUCAAAUACAACAUGUGUAAACAUAUUCAUGCAUUUUGCUUAAAAGAAAGGCCUUUUUCUAAUCUGCAACAAAAUGGAAUUUCUAAUUCUCCCAGUACUGAAAAGGGAAUUAAAGAAAAGCCUCAACAUGAAACACUAGAAAAUUUAAAAUCCAGUGCAACAUCUUUAAUAAUGAGCUUUAUACCCGAAAUUCAGGAAUAUUCUGAAGAACAGUGUAAAGAACUCAUUAAAGAUUUGUCAAUAUUAAAACAUAAAUGCAAAGCCAUUAAAGCUGCAGAAAAUUCUCAAAAAAGCCUUCCCCCGGUGGCUUCUACUUGUAGCAAUUUGAAAAAAAUUACACCCCAAAGAACAUUCCCUUUGAAAAAGAAAAAACUUGUAAAGAAAUUGCAAGCAAACUACAAGCAAGCUGAUACUUUAAGUAAUAUAAUUUUGUCAAAAUCUGAGACAUAUGAGGUACCAAGAGCUAAUACAGCCUCAGAUCACGCAUAUUUUAAAAAUUUGUAAUGAUUUGCCUUCUAAGUCAAAAAGAAAAGUUGAUUUUUAAAUAUUAUAUUAAGGGUUAUUGUAUAUUUUUUAUUCACAAUUUAUUGUGUAUACUUGUAGUUUCUAAAAUUGCAUUGCGAACACGGCUUCAAGGUUUCUCAAUUUUAAUGUAUGUACUUCUAGCUUCUGUUCCUUGAACGCUGAUUCAAGCUUUUGUAAUUUAAUAUGUAUAUUUCUAGUUUUUGCAUGAAAAUCUGAUUUUAAGGCUGUAAACUUUCAAGUUUGAAGUCAAGGUAAAUUAUAUAUGUUUACUAUCUGACUUUCUUUUUAUCCUGAUGUAAAU
Messenger RNA from Argiope bruennichi, 1229 nucleotides. RefSeq lists its product as uncharacterized. Bases 17 to 907 code for a protein of 296 amino acids. Gene Ontology annotation, molecular function: zinc ion binding. The transcript has a single exon. The record is from RefSeq and is a predicted model, not a curated record. NCBI's taxonomy places the organism in Eukaryota, Metazoa, Arthropoda, Arachnida, Araneae, Araneidae.